AUGCAACCUGGCCAUGAAGCUGCCGGCGGCCUUGCGGGCUUCGAGUAUCAGGGAUCAUAUAUUUAUAAGCCUGCGAAGAAAAGCAAUGAUACCAAUGGAACCUCGAAUAAAAGACGAAAGGUCAAUCAUGCCUCGAGCAGCCAAAGCUCAGGGAGCCGUAUAUCCCCGUUUGUGCCGCUCUUGAAUGGAUAUGAAACCAAGGAGUCCGUCAAAUUACGAUAUGGCCUAUUCCAGGACCUGUGGACUCAGAGAGAGCACACAAUUCAGUCGAUCCUCCGCGAAGUGGAUUCAGAAGUGCUAAAGAAUAUAGCAGCUUUCAUUGAGGAAUCCUCGACGGUAACCUGCAAUGGACGUAUUCCUACCGGAAUGAUAUCGGUAGGAUCAAAUAUAUCAUCAACGGGUGGUCUUUUAGAACGCCUACGAAAGGAGCUACAGAGUUCAGGCAAUGCAUGUUUAGUCACUCUAGACUCUGGGGACACAUCAAACAUCAAGAAUGCCUUGAAAACGAUCAUCAAACUUGCCAUCACAAGUAUGGAGGAUAUCGAUAGCUACCGCGACUCUUUAACGUCGAAAACGGGAUUGAAACUAUUGCCAUAUGAUCUGGACUUGAUGCUGGCAUGUGUCAGGAGAAAUGGCGUGAAGAAGGUUGUCAUUGCUUUUAGGGACAGUGAAGCCUUUGAUAGCAGUGUCUUGUCUGACUUGAUCACGCUAUUAUCGUAA
Messenger RNA from Trichophyton benhamiae CBS 112371, 720 nucleotides. RefSeq lists its product as uncharacterized. Gene Ontology annotation, molecular function: DNA replication origin binding. The transcript is spliced from 5 exons. NCBI's taxonomy places the organism in Eukaryota, Fungi, Ascomycota, Eurotiomycetes, Onygenales, Arthrodermataceae. Gene Ontology annotation, biological process: DNA replication; DNA replication initiation. Gene Ontology annotation, cellular component: nuclear origin of replication recognition complex; DNA replication preinitiation complex; nuclear pre-replicative complex. The record is from RefSeq and is a predicted model, not a curated record. Bases 1 to 720 code for a protein of 239 amino acids.